GAGACGCACGCCACACGCACUCAGAUGCAUUACGCGCUUAAGGCGGGGAAAGCAAGCUCAAAGAACUACGACCGGCACGUCGCAGCGUAUGAGCGAUACUGGCCCCAGUAUCAGUUUGAGCGCUUACAGCAGUCUCCCGGACUUCCUCCCGUACCUGCGCAUCCGAUAACCGCUACCAAGACCUCCAUAUUUCUGAAGUAUGAGUGCAAUCGUCGAAAGAAUACAGCUGAUAGCGGGGAUGGAAGCACCGUCGGCAUCGAGAGUAUCAAGCAGUGCAUCAGCGCACUCGAGCAUUACCGCUUCCACCAUCAACACGAACCCGCUUACGCUCAAUGUCCCGAGGCGCAGAAACCAUUACGAACCGACGCGCGCAUCAAGCAGUUCGAGAUUUCGAAGAAAGCGAGUGAGCCCGAGCGCAUCAUGACGGGGCAGAAGGCGAAGGCGACGGGGACUUCAUCAGACACGUACACUGUCGAGGAGUUGAAGCGCAGCUCAAUGUGGUGCUUGAAGGGGCAAAAGACUGUGAAGGCGCUCCUAUUAGGAGUCCGUGACCGAUGCAUGCUCCUUCUCUCAACGAGCACCGCCUUCCGAGGUGACAGCACGCGCUCGCUGCUAUUCUCCGACGUGAGCAUGCGUGAUGUGCCCAUGCCUGAGUUA
This is a messenger RNA of Schizophyllum commune H4-8, 657 nucleotides long. RefSeq lists its product as uncharacterized. The record is from RefSeq and is a predicted model, not a curated record. The transcript has 3 exons. NCBI's taxonomy places the organism in Eukaryota, Fungi, Basidiomycota, Agaricomycetes, Agaricales, Schizophyllaceae. The annotation marks the transcript as partial.